GCCGCCGCCGCCGCCGUCGCCGCCGCCUGCGGGGCUGGGACCCGAUGCGGUUAGAGCCGCGGAACCUGGAGGAGCCCCAAGCGUUUUUGCUUUGGAACAGCCAUACAUCUAAUUUCUUAAAGUAGUUUUAUAUGUAAAACUUGUAAAGGAUCAGAACAAUGCCUCCACGACCAUCAUCAGGUGAACUGUGGGGCAUCCACUUGAUGCCCCCAAGAAUCCUAGUAGAAUGUUUACUACCAAAUGGAAUGAUAGUGACUUUAGAAUGCCUCCGUGAGGCUACAUUAAUAACUAUAAAGCAUGAACUAUUUAAAGAAGCAAGAAAAUACCCUCUCUAUCAACUUCUUCAAGAUGAAUCUUCUUACAUUUUCGUAAGUGUUACCCAAGAAGCAGAAAGGGAAGAAUUUUUUGAUGAAACAAGACGACUUUGUGACCUUCGGCUUUUUCAACCCUUUUUAAAAGUUAUUGAACCAGUAGGCAACCGUGAAGAAAAGAUCCUCAAUCGAGAAAUUGGUUUUGUUAUCGGUAUGCCAGUGUGUGAAUUUGAUAUGGUUAAAGAUCCAGAAGUACAGGACUUCCGAAGAAAUAUUCUGAAUGUUUGUAAAGAAGCUGUGGAUCUUAGGGAUCUCAAUUCACCUCAUAGUAGAGCAAUGUAUGUGUAUCCUCCAAAUGUGGAAUCUUCACCAGAACUGCCAAAGCACAUAUAUAAUAAAUUAGAUAAAGGACAAAUAAUAGUGGUGAUUUGGGUAAUAGUUUCACCAAAUAAUGACAAGCAGAAGUAUACUCUAAAAAUCAACCAUGACUGUGUGCCAGAACAAGUAAUUGCUGAGGCAAUCAGGAAAAAAACUCGAAGUAUGUUGCUAUCCUCUGAACAACUAAAACUCUGUGUUUUAGAAUAUCAGGGCAAAUAUAUUUUAAAAGUGUGUGGAUGUGAUGAAUACUUUCUAGAAAAAUAUCCUCUGAGUCAGUAUAAGUACAUAAGAAGCUGUAUAAUGCUUGGGAGGAUGCCCAAUUUGAUGCUGAUGGCUAAAGAAAGCCUGUACUCUCAACUGCCAAUGGACUGUUUUACAAUGCCAUCUUAUUCUAGACGCAUCUCCACAGCUACACCAUAUAUGAAUGGAGAAACAUCUACCAAAUCCCUUUGGGUUAUAAAUAGCGCACUCAGAAUAAAAAUUCUUUGUGCAACCUAUGUAAAUGUAAAUAUUCGAGACAUUGAUAAGAUUUAUGUUAGAACAGGUAUCUACCAUGGAGGAGAACCCUUAUGUGACAAUGUGAACACUCAGAGAGUUCCUUGUUCCAAUCCCAGGUGGAAUGAAUGGCUGAAUUAUGAUAUAUACAUUCCUGAUCUUCCUCGUGCUGCUCGACUUUGCCUUUCCAUUUGCUCUGUUAAAGGCCGAAAGGGUGCUAAAGAGGAACACUGUCCAUUGGCCUGGGGAAAUAUAAACUUGUUUGAUUAUACUGACACCCUAGUAUCAGGAAAAAUGGCUUUGAAUCUUUGGCCAGUACCUCAUGGAUUAGAGGAUCUGCUGAACCCUAUUGGUGUUACUGGGUCAAAUCCAAAUAAAGAAACUCCAUGCUUAGAGUUGGAGUUUGAUUGGUUCAGCAGUGUGGUAAAGUUUCCAGAUAUGUCAGUGAUUGAAGAACAUGCCAAUUGGUCUGUAUCCCGAGAAGCAGGAUUUAGUUAUUCCCAUGCAGGACUGAGUAACAGACUAGCUAGAGACAAUGAAUUAAGAGAAAAUGACAAAGAACAACUCCGAGCAAUUUGUACACGAGAUCCUCUAUCUGAAAUCACUGAGCAAGAGAAAGAUUUUCUAUGGAGCCACAGACACUAUUGCGUAACUAUACCUGAAAUUCUACCCAAAUUGCUUCUGUCUGUUAAAUGGAAUUCUAGAGAUGAAGUAGCCCAGAUGUACUGCUUAGUAAAAGAUUGGCCUCCAAUCAAGCCUGAACAGGCAAUGGAGCUUCUGGAUUGUAAUUACCCAGAUCCUAUGGUUCGAGGUUUUGCUGUUCGAUGCUUAGAAAAAUAUUUAACAGACGACAAACUUUCUCAGUACCUGAUUCAGCUAGUACAGGUCCUGAAAUAUGAGCAAUAUUUGGAUAACCUGCUUGUGAGAUUUUUACUCAAGAAAGCAUUGACAAAUCAAAGGAUUGGGCACUUUUUCUUUUGGCACUUAAAAUCUGAGAUGCACAAUAAAACAGUUAGUCAGAGGUUUGGCCUGCUUUUAGAGUCCUACUGUCGUGCCUGUGGGAUGUAUUUGAAGCACCUGAAUAGGCAAGUUGAGGCUAUGGAAAAGCUCAUUAACUUAACUGACAUUCUCAAACAAGAAAAAAAGGAUGAAACACAAAAGGUACAGAUGAAGUUUUUAGUUGAGCAAAUGAGGCAACCAGAUUUCAUGGAUGCUCUACAAGGCUUUCUGUCUCCUUUAAACCCUGCUCAUCAACUAGGAAAUCUCCGGCUUGAGGAGUGUCGAAUUAUGUCCUCUGCAAAAAGGCCACUGUGGUUGAAUUGGGAGAACCCAGACAUCAUGUCGGAGUUACUGUUUCAGAACAAUGAGAUCAUCUUUAAAAAUGGAGAUGAUUUACGGCAAGAUAUGCUAACACUUCAAAUUAUUCGCAUUAUGGAAAACAUCUGGCAAAAUCAAGGUCUUGAUCUUCGAAUGUUACCUUAUGGUUGUCUGUCAAUUGGUGACUGUGUAGGACUUAUUGAGGUGGUAAGAAAUUCUCACACUAUCAUGCAAAUUCAGUGCAAAGGUGGCCUGAAAGGCGCACUGCAGUUCAACAGCCACACACUACAUCAGUGGCUCAAAGAUAAGAACAAAGGAGAAAUAUAUGAUGCAGCCAUAGACCUGUUUACACGUUCAUGUGCUGGAUAUUGUGUGGCUACCUUCAUUUUGGGAAUUGGAGAUCGGCACAAUAGUAACAUCAUGGUGAAAGAUGAUGGACAACUGUUUCAUAUAGAUUUUGGACACUUUUUGGAUCACAAGAAGAAAAAAUUUGGUUAUAAACGAGAACGUGUACCCUUCGUUUUGACACAAGAUUUCUUAAUUGUGAUUAGUAAAGGAGCUCAAGAAUGUACAAAGACCAGAGAAUUUGAGAGGUUUCAGGAGAUGUGUUACAAGGCUUAUCUAGCUAUUCGACAGCAUGCCAAUCUCUUCAUUAAUCUUUUCUCAAUGAUGCUUGGCUCUGGAAUGCCAGAACUACAGUCUUUUGAUGACAUUGCAUAUAUUCGAAAGACCCUAGCCUUAGAUAAAACUGAGCAAGAGGCUUUGGAAUAUUUCAUGAAACAAAUGAAUGAUGCACACCAUGGUGGCUGGACAACAAAAAUGGAUUGGAUCUUCCACACAAUUAAGCAGCAUGCAUUGAACUGAAAGGAUAACUAAGAAACUGAAAGCCUAAUAUCUGGAUUCUACACUGCACUGUUAAUAACUAUCAGCAGGCAAAGACUGAUUGCAUAGGAAUUGCACAAUCCAUGAACAGCAUUAGAAUUUACAGCAAGAACAGAAAUAAAAUAGUAUAUAAUUUAAAUAAUGUAAUGCAAACAGGGUUUGAUAGCACUAAACUAGUUCGUUUCAAAAUUAAGCUUUAGAAUAAUGCGCAAUUUCAUGUUAUGCCUUAAGUCCAAAAAAAAAAAAGGUAAACUUUGAAGAUUGUUUGUAUCUUUUUUUAAAAAACAAAACAAAACUCCCCAAAAUAUAUAGCAAUGAUGGAGAAAGAAAAAGAAUGAUGUUCCACUUGUCUUGCAAAUGUUCUGUUUUGAAAUGUGGAUACAACAAAGGCUGUUAUUGCAUUAGGGCUAAGUAAACUAGAGCUUAUGUUAAAUUAUGUAAGAUUGGAAAAGAAAAAAUUUCUUUUUUUUCCCCAUUGCUGAUCAAUUUGCAAUUUGAAAUGGAUUUUUUGACUCCUUGUUUAAUGAAGAAAAAAUGCUUUGGGUGGAAGGGACUCUUGCGAUUUCAUCAGAGACUUUUUCUUUUUAAUAAAUCAAACCUUUUGAUGAUUUGGGGUCUUAUCUGCACAGUUUUGGAAGCAGUCACAAAUGAGACCUGUUAUAAGGUAGUGUUUUUGUUGUUGUUGUUGUUUUUUCUUUUUCUUUUUUCUUUUUUUUUUUUUUUUGUCUUGUUUUUUUGUUUUUUCAUUGUUUUUUUCUGAACAGUAUUUACAAGGAUCUGACUCUUAUUUCCUAAGGAAAUUCUGGACUCCCACAAAGUAAAAUAAUCAUCAUAGAAAAAGAAUGAGCAAGAAUAGUAUUUGUUCCAGAAUUGUACAGUGUUCACCUUAAGUUGAUUUUUUCUCCUCCUUUUGCAAUUGAACUGAAUACAUUUUUCAUGCAUGUUUUCCAGAAAAUAGAAGUAUUAAUGUUAUUAAAAAGAUUAUUUUUUUUAUUAAAGGCUAUUUAUAUUAUAGAAACUAUCAUUAAUAUAUAUUCUUUAUUUACAUAAUCUGUCCCAUAGUCAUGCAUUGUUUUGCACCCCAAAUUUUUAUUGUUAGUAACAGCAUGGUUAGCUUUUCUCUUGGUCUGUAGAUGAGGCUCAGGCACUCUCUCAUUAAUACUAAUUCCCAAUGUAUAACUACUUAAAGAAAACAGAUUGAACUUCACCCUUUUUCCCUUUUAUUUCUUUCUGUUUUCACAUGAAUCCCUCAUCUUCCACCCUUUUAUAGUUAAGAGUGRUUCAAUCAUAUGAAAUAGGUUACCAGAAUUAACACAAUUUAGGCUAUCGUCCUGAUUACAUAAACCCCUCUACUGAGGUAUGCUCAUGAAUAAUACUUUAGAAUAUGAAAGAAUAGAAACCAUGAACUCUUUUACCUUUUUAAGCUGUUUAUCCAUAUUUCAAUGAUAAACUAUUUAAACUAUUUUUAAGAUCGUUUCCCAGUGAUCAGGUCUCACUUUAACCUCAUUAAAUCUCAUUUGAGCACAGGACACAUUCUAAAACUUUUUUUUUUUUAAACAAUCACCCAAGAUGUAGGAACUAAUGCUAGUCAUCACUCUAGAAUCUGAUUUUUACUCAGUAUUUGAAAUGAAUGAUUAAUGUCCUAGGAGAUAGCUUUAGCAAAUGUCCAGGUGCCACACCAAAAAAAAAAAAAAAUAGUGCAAUAAUUUACUGACAGUUUUCUAGAUUAGGCAUAUUAUUGGAGGACAACUUUAUAAAGAGUGCACAUUAUAUACUCUAGUAAAACAGCAUCACUCUAAAAAUAUUCGUCUACGAAAUCAGAUACUUAUAGUAGAAGUCUUGAAUAGUGAACAAGGGACUCUAAUACAAAUAUUCUUAGUAUCUGGCUGUUUUAGAACCCUUAAAGGGCAUAAUUAUUGAAGAUUUAGGUACUUCAUUAAAGCAUGUAUAUAAUAUUGCCAAGAAGAAAAAUAAAUUUCAAAAUUAGAAUUUAUUUCUAUAAAYUGUCUUGGAAUAGUUAAGCAGAAUUUAAACUCUGUUUUAAGCAGGAAACCAGAUAUAUUCUUUUGCAGAUACAAAAUAUUUCAUAACUUAUUUAAACUUCACAAUUACAUUUUGUGUUAUUUAGCUUAUAUGCAGUUGAUAAAUACUAACAUCCCAUCCUUUUCUAUAUCAGGGAUUGAUUAUAGGAAAACUCAGUGAAAUGGUACAAAUCUGAAAAUUUGAUGGUGGAAACUGAAGAAUUAACAGAGAACUGUGUUUUACCCAAGUGCCAAAAAAGCCUUGAGCCUCCUUGCACAAAAUUUAUGAUUUCUCCCUUUUUUCACAGUAGUUCCUAUCAUUACGCCUCUUUCCCCCAGAACCUCUCCAUCAUAAAAACACAAGCCCACAUAGCUUACUUCAUCAUUUACAUUUAUUUUCAAAAGUUACUACAACCAAAUUAAUUCUGUUUGGAGAAGUAUAGACAAAUUCUGUAAAGAAUAUAGAUUAAGUGAUCUAACUAAAAAGAAAGGAGGACAGGAAGUGUUCAGAAAGGCAAGACCAAAAAUCAAAAGCUGCAUGGGGUGACGAGAUCUAUUUCCAGGUACUUCAAUAUCAGAGAGCAGUUGUCAUAGAUUGGUCAGAUCCUAGAGCUGACCAUCCUUGUCACUGAAUGUGAUGUAACUGACUAUUGGCUCUACAGUUUCCUUAAGUCACUUGAUAAGUACUCCUUCGAUAAUUAUGUUGGAGGGGAACAAAGCUCCUCUAAAGAAAAAAUAAAUAAACCUAACUUUAAAUACAUUGUAGCAAGAAAUAAUCAAUUGUUUGAAAAUCAUGCUUUAACUUUUUACCAUAUUCUCAGCUAUACAAAAACUUUUUUUUAGGAUUUUUAGACUGCUGUUAAUUUAAAUCUGUUAAUCUUAUUGUGGGAUUUGGUUUUUUAAAAAAGAUGUUUCUAAUUGGAUUUUUUAAAAGAAGAGUGUAAUUUGGUUGCUAUUUUAUGAUAGAACCUAAGCUUUUUGUGGUUCUUAGUGUCCUCUGUAAAACUUAGUGUCAAAGUAAUCAACUUCAAGUUUUUUCCCUUCUAUUCUGCUUUAUAUUACAAGCCCAUUAGGAAAUGGGAACCUGGUGAAUAUAUAAUGAAUUGUAAAAUAUUUUAAUGUGUAACUUUUUCAACUGUGAAACUAUGACUAUUGGUUUUUUGAUGAAAACAGCUGCUGAUAAAAUAUUUUGUGUUAAGUGUAGUUCUUAUUAAUCAGGAAAAUGAUGGCUUGAUUAGACUGUGUAUACCCUCUUGGAGUUUAUUUUAAAUGAAUUGGUAAUUUUCAUAUAGGUAAAACACAGUCCAUCUGUGUUCUUUUUCCAUCAAAAUUGAGUGGUUUAGCAUUAUAAGAAAAACUGUGAGCAGCCUAUUUUAAAGGCACUAUGGAAAUGUCACAGCACAUGAACUUGGAUUUGUUCUUUACAUAAUGAUUUUGUAAAUCCGUUUAACUCAUAUUUGGAUCAAUAGGCCAUGCUUGCCAACUCUCUGAAGAAAUUUAAUAUCCAGCAGUAUGUUAAAGUUAGGAUGUGAACUUAUCUGAGUAUCAUAAAUUCUUGUUUCUCUGUCUGCACAAGCUACAGAUCUGGGCUGGACCCACACACUCAGAGUCCACCUUAAAAAACUAUUUUGAUGUCAAAGACAUCACUAAACUAUUCAGUUUAAAGGCAAUAUGUGGUGUUAAAAGAUUGUGGUGCUUCUCCUAUUUAUUUAAAGACAACUUUCAUACUUCAGAUGUUUUUGAGAAGAGGGAGGGGGCAGAACAAGGAGGAGAUAUUUAAAUGAAUUACAUUCUUUAUAUAUCUAUCCUGUCUGGAGGGGGCAUAUCUAACAGAAGGCUGAAAGUUGUGAGAAUAUAUGUGCAAACCAUCAGGGAAUCAACUCUUCAUUGAGGAUGGGAUUGUGAAGGCCGAAUUAUAAAAUUCAGCACUGACAAUGUCCUCAGAUAAUAAUUCUUGGUGACAAAAUAACAACAGCUGGGCUGUUUUUUAAAGUAAAACACAAAAUCAUUCUAAUUAUUACAUUAAAAAUUGUAAAUAUAUCUUAUGUGCCAUGGCCUGGGAAGCCUGUUUUCUUUUCUUGUAAAAAAUUAUUU
Molecule: messenger RNA, 7498 nt
Organism: Urocitellus parryii (Arctic ground squirrel)
Lineage: Eukaryota; Metazoa; Chordata; Mammalia; Rodentia; Sciuridae
Gene: Pik3ca
Product: phosphatidylinositol-4,5-bisphosphate 3-kinase catalytic subunit alpha
Biological process (GO): phosphatidylinositol-mediated signaling; phosphatidylinositol-3-phosphate biosynthetic process; cell migration
Cellular component (GO): plasma membrane; phosphatidylinositol 3-kinase complex, class IA; phosphatidylinositol 3-kinase complex, class IB
Molecular function (GO): 1-phosphatidylinositol-4-phosphate 3-kinase activity; 1-phosphatidylinositol-3-kinase activity
Source: RefSeq, a predicted model, not a curated record